Molecule: messenger RNA, 2860 nt
Organism: Myodes glareolus (Bank vole)
Lineage: Eukaryota; Metazoa; Chordata; Mammalia; Rodentia; Cricetidae
Gene: Acsl3
Product: acyl-CoA synthetase long chain family member 3
Biological process (GO): long-chain fatty-acyl-CoA metabolic process; long-chain fatty acid metabolic process; neuron differentiation
Cellular component (GO): lipid droplet; plasma membrane; endoplasmic reticulum
Molecular function (GO): long-chain fatty acid-CoA ligase activity
Source: RefSeq, a predicted model, not a curated record
GUGAGGCUCAGGUUGGCCUUGAAGGUGAGAUCCUUCUGCCUCAGCCUCCUGAAUCAACUUUGAGUUGCUGAGUGGAGGAGGCACCAUUGCCACCCGUGUAUAUAAAACUUGGUUCUUGUUGAGAUCAGUUAAUUCUAUUUUUUGAACACUUAUGAAUAACCACGCCUCUUCAAAACCAUCUACCAUGAAGCUAAAACAAACCAUCAACCCUAUACUUUUAUAUUUCAUACAUUUUGUAAUAUCAGUCUAUACUAUUUUAACGUACAUUCCAUUUUACUUUUUGUGUGAGUCAAGACAAGAAAAAUCAAACCAAAUUAAAGCAAAGUCUGUCAGUUCAGAACCGGAUUCUGCAUACAGAUCUAUCGACAGCUUGGACAGUUUGGCUUCAGUUUUGUACCCUGGCUGUAAUACACUUGAUAAAGUCUUUCUGUAUGCAAAAAAUAAGUUUAAGGACAAAAGGCUAUUGGGAACGCGUGAAAUUUUGAAUGAGGAAGAUGAAAUUCAACCAAAUGGAAAAAUUUUUAAAAAGGUUAUUCUGGGGCACUAUAAUUGGCUUUCCUAUGAAGAUGUCUUCACUCGAGCCCUUGACUUUGGAAAUGGAUUGCAGAUGUUGGGCCAGAAACCGAAGACCAACAUCGCCAUCUUCUGUGAGACCAGGGCUGAGUGGAUGAUUGCUGCACAGGCGUGUUUUAUGUAUAACUUCCAGCUUGUUACACUGUAUGCUACCCUGGGAGGUCCAGCCAUUGUUCAUGGACUAAAUGAGACAGAGGUGACCAACAUCAUUACUAGCAAAGAACUCUUGCAGACAAAGCUGAAGGAUAUAGUCUCUUUGGUCCCGCGUCUGCGCCAUAUCAUUACUGUUGAUGGGAAGCCUCCAACCUGGUCUGAGUUCCCCAAGGGUGUCAUUGUACACACCAUGACUGCAGUGCAGGCUCUUGGAGUGAAGGCCAACAUGGAAAACAAAGCUCACAGCAAGCCGUCACCCUCAGACAUUGCAGUAAUCAUGUAUACAAGUGGGUCCACAGGAAUUCCAAAGGGAGUCAUGAUCUCCCACAGCAACAUCAUUGCUUCUAUAACUGGGAUGGCGAGAAGGAUUCCAAGUCUGGGAGAGGAAGAUGUAUACAUUGGCUAUUUGCCCCUGGCCCAUGUUCUAGAAUUGAGUGCUGAGCUUGUGUGUCUUUCUCAUGGAUGUCGAAUCGGCUACUCUUCACCACAGACUUUAGCAGAUCAGUCUUCAAAAAUAAAAAAAGGAAGCAAAGGAGACACAUCCGUGUUGAAGCCAACCCUGAUGGCAGCUGUUCCGGAAAUCAUGGAUCGGAUCUACAAAAAUGUCAUGAAUAAAGUGAAUGAAAUGAGUAGUUUGCAACGAAACUUAUUUAUUUUGGCCUAUAAUUAUAAGAUGGAACAAAUUGCCAAAGGGUGCAGUACUCCGCUGUGUGACCGCUUUGUUUUCCGGAAUGUUCGAAGGCUACUGGGUGGAAAUAUUCGCCUUUUAUUGUGUGGUGGUGCUCCACUUUCUGCAACGACACAACGAUUCAUGAAUAUCUGUUUCUGCUGUCCUGUUGGUCAGGGGUAUGGACUCACGGAAUCAACAGGGGCUGGAACGAUUACAGAAGUGUGGGACUACAAUACCGGCAGAGUGGGAGCACCAUUAGUUUGCUGUGAAAUCAAAUUAAAGAACUGGGAGGAAGGUGGCUAUUUUAAUACUGAUAAACCAUAUCCCAGAGGCGAAAUUCUUAUUGGUGGCCAAAAUGUGACAAUGGGGUACUACAAAAAUGAAGCAAAAACACAGACUGAUUUCUUUGAAGAUGAAAAUGGGCAGCGGUGGCUCUGCACUGGAGAUAUUGGAGAGUUUGACCCUGAUGGUUGUCUGAAGAUUAUUGAUCGUAAAAAGGACCUUGUGAAACUACAGGCAGGAGAGUAUGUUUCUCUUGGGAAAGUAGAGGCAGCUUUGAAGAACCUCCCACUGAUAGAUAACAUUUGUGCAUAUGCAAACAGUUACCACUCUUAUGUAAUUGGAUUUGUUGUGCCAAAUCAAAAGGAACUCACGGAGCUAGCUAGAACGAAAGGAUUUAAAGGGACUUGGGAAGAGCUGUGUAACAGCAGUGAAAUGGAAAAUGAAGUUCUUAAAGUGCUUUCUGAAGCUGCUACUUCAGCAAGUCUGGAAAAGUUUGAAAUUCCAGUAAAAAUUCGUUUGAGCCCUGACCCAUGGACUCCUGAAACUGGUCUGGUGACGGAUGCCUUCAAGUUGAAACGCAAAGAACUUAAGACACAUUACCAAGCAGACAUUGAGCGGAUGUAUGGGAGAAAAUAGGUAGUUUUGGCACGAGUUUGCUAAAGCGAGCUCAGAUCAAAUAGGAAAAUACUUGAACUGUGUGUCUCAGGCCGAGGCAACUCCACUCCUCAUAUUAAACCCCAGCUGUUAUUUCUCACCACAUCACCAUUUUUAACUGACAGGAUUAGUAAACUAUUAAGACAGCAAACUUGUGUCUGUCUGUUUCUUCCCUCCUCCAGUUUGCUUUGGCAUCUAUGACUGUGUCAAUAGGAGAAUUUUUCUGAAUCUUACUGGGGAAGCAGUGAUUUUAAAACCUCAAGUUUUUAAACAUGAUUUAUAUGUUCUGUAUAAUUGUUCAGUUUGUAACUUUUUAAAGUUUGGAUGUAUAGAAGGAUAAAUAGGAAAUAUAAAAAUUGGUUAUUUGGGGGGCUUUUUUACGUAUUGUAUUUAAAAAUAAAAGGGUAUCAUUGUGAAAUUAUGUAAAUUUUAAAUGCUUAUGAAUCAAGUCACUGUUGAACAAAAGAUUUGUUGCUGUGUAAUUAUUGUCUUGUAUGCAUUUGAGAGAAAUAAAUAUACUCAGACUUA